UAAAAUAUAAAAGGCAAAAAAAAGCUGAAGAAGAUUUGGACAUUGAUAUGAUACUAUAAAAUAGAAGGGGUGCGGUGCGGGUCAGGCACUGACGGUUGACCGCUGCCGUUGAGGAUUGGAUGCGGAACGAACGAACUGGUCUAAAAAGGACGCGACUCACUCUUCUUCAUUUGCCCACAUUGCUUGCUUUGGUCCCUUCCCAAACAGCGCCUAACCCUUUCUCCUCGCUCUCUUUGUUUUUUCAUUUGCUAACCCUUUCCCUAAUUCAGUCCCCCCGCUCUCUUUGUUGUUUUCCCUUUCUGGAGAUCUCAUCCGUUUCUUUUUGCUUGUAUCAUUUGUUCUUCUUUGACGGAUGGAAGAAGACUCGGAAAGAAAUUCUCAAGAUGUCCCUUUGCCCGGCACUCCCGGCCACAUGGAGGGUGGUGGUUUGGUCGGAGAUCAUUCUGGCCUGCCUGCUUUGUGUACCCUAUGUCGAAGAAGUCUUGCACCUGAAUAUGAGGCAAUGCCUGAUCUUGAAACCGUUGGUCUAUGUGGGGACUGCAAAUUUUUGUUGCUUGAGGAUCUUGAUACACCUCCUCAAGUCUAUAAUAGAAGACGACAGGCUCGAAGAAGAAGGAAUCGGCAGAGCAGUUCUGAAUCAAUCGAAAAUCUUUUCUCACAACAGUUUUCGCAUAUGAUUACUCUGUUGAGGCAGAACCAAUCCACUGUCUCUGGCUCCGAAGAUCAAAUUAUGGAUGGUGGUUCCAGUGCAAGGUCAUUACGACGUAGUAGUUCACGCACAACUCCUAGCAGUUCUAGAAGAUGGCGGCGUGUUAUCUCUGAUUCUGAUAGUGAUGGUUUUGAUAACCUGGAUUCCUUUUAUGGUGAGAGUGAAUCAAAUGUUAGUUUCAGUCGAUACAGGUUAUUUCGGGGUGAGAGUGAUGCGAUAUCUUUCAGUACUUAUGGAGGGGACUCUGAUGCUUCUAUGGAUGGACACAGUUUCCUGGAUACAGAAAUAUUUGUUCAAGCUGAGAGGAGUGAUAUUAACAGUGACACUGACACUGACAUUGAUCCAAUGAAUGCUGGUCUGAACCAAUGGAACUGGGAUGAACCAGAAGAAGAUGAUGAAGGGGAUGAAGAUGGUGAAUGGGAAGAAGCGGAUGCUGAGGAAUAUGUGGUUGGGCAUACUACGUCUAGAACUGGACUUCUAAAUUUGUUUACUUCAAGUCCUCAUGAAAGCAAUCUCCCUGCUUUUAAUUUCCGUCGCUCCAGAGCUGGCUUUGAACAACUGCUUGACCAUCUGGCUGAGACUGAUGGCUCUAGGAGAGGAGCACCUCCUGCAUCUUUAUCUUUUGUGAAUAAUCUACCUCGUGUCAUUGUCAGUGAUGAACAUGAGAAAUCUGAUGGUUUGGCCUGUGCAAUCUGCAAGGAUGUUUUGCCUGUUGGCGCUGAAGUAAACCAGCUUCCUUGCCUUCAUGUCUAUCACCCUUCUUGUAUCUUGCCAUGGUUGAGUGCACGGAAUUCAUGCCCUCUUUGCCGCUAUGAGCUUCCUACUGAUGACAAAGAUUAUGAACAAGGGAAACAAAAUAUGAAUAGUAGGAUGAGGAUGCAUGAAAGCCAGCAGCAAAAUGCAAGUGAGGACAGUUUCUCUGAGAACUCUGAUGAAGCUGAUGCAGAUGAAGCUUCUGAAUUUGGUCCACAUCAAUCACAUGAUGUGCCACAUGUGGAUCCUACCAUCAGUAGCUCUUCCAGGGAGAUUGGUAGAGACUGGCUUUUCCGUGCUGCUGCUCCCGUUGCUGGUAUUAUUGGUGUUGUUCUUAUCUUAUGGUUAGGCAAGCCACUAAUUGGAAGAAGAGGAUCAAUACCGUCAUCGGGCCAGCAUCAAAUUCAGGUUGCAAAUGCAUCAUCACUAAACCAAAGGGGCAGCAGGGGUAGGAGAUGGUGGUCUCUCUUUUGAGAGGCUUCAGUAAUCUGGUGGUCCAGACUCAAAUUAUGUAUUUAUAUUCUAAUUUCACCCGUGGAUUAUUGUGAGUGCAAUCCUUGCCAUCGCAUUGGUAUAUUAGUUUCAUUAUUUAUUUUGGUUUAUUAUGUCAGUUUCUGGCCUCGGGAGCCGAAUUGGACAUGGUUAUAGUUUGCUAUCCCAAGUGUGCUGUGCUUGCCCAAGAUUUCUUUCAAUUGACUGGACAUUGAUUGAUUAUCAGUAACUGAAAACCUAGUUGCCUUUAAAUGAAUGGAUAUGACUGCUUGACGAGUGCUCAAA
Gossypium arboreum is the source of this 2239-nucleotide messenger RNA. RefSeq lists its product as uncharacterized. Bases 353 to 1936 code for a protein of 527 amino acids. Gene Ontology annotation, cellular component: cytoplasm. Gene Ontology annotation, molecular function: ubiquitin protein ligase activity. NCBI's taxonomy places the organism in Eukaryota, Viridiplantae, Streptophyta, Magnoliopsida, Malvales, Malvaceae. Gene Ontology annotation, biological process: protein ubiquitination. The transcript is spliced from 2 exons. The record is from RefSeq and is a predicted model, not a curated record.